GGAAGAGGAAGGAGGAAGAGCCAGAGGCAGCCAGGAAGGGUCCAGGCACCAGAGCUGCAGACAGAGGGUGGGCCUGGGAAGUGGUGCUUCAUUUCUUCCUGGUCAACGUCUUCGUGAUAGGGAUGCUCAAGACCUUUGGGAUCUUCUUUGUGGCUUUCCAGGAGGAGGUGGGAGGUUCCUCUGAGCAGCUCAGCUGGAUCGGGUCCAUCAUGUCCUCCCUGCGCUUCCUAGGAGCCCCGGUGGUGUCCAUGGUCUGCAGGAGGCUGGGGGAGAGACCCACCUCCAUCCUGGGGGCUGGGCUGGUUGUGGGGGGCUGCCUGCUGAGCACCCAGGCCACCAGUGUCCCCUUCCUCUACGUCUCCAUGGGACUUCUCCUGGGUCUGGGCUUCUCCUGCCUCUACCAGGCAGCUGCAGUGAUGACAGCCAAGAGCUGCAGGACACGCUUGGGUUUCUCCAACGCCCUCGCCCGCUCUGGGAUGGGCCUGACCUUCCUCAUUGCACCCUUCACCCAACUCCUCAUCGAUUUUUAUGGCUGGCAAGGUACUCUCCUGAUUUUUGGAGGCAUCAUGAUGAACCUUGUGCCUUCCAGCUUGUUGCUGAGACCCAGAAGCACCCAAGCAGCACCAGAGUCCUCUGCUCAACACCCAGCUCGUGGGUCUUACAUGGGAAAGAAGGACUCAGAAACCCUUGAUGGAUGCUCAGGUGACACCACUGGCAAGGCAACCCAGCUUGGCAGGACACAGGACCUUCCCACCACAGAGGGACUCCUGAAGUCCCACACUGGAGAUGUGUUGACUUUGGAAGAGCUUGAGAAACCCCCCAUGGACUCCCCAGGAACAGCCAGCAAGGCCAAGAGAGGCUCCAAAUCCCUUCCAGUGACCACCAAAGCCAACUCGGAACCUCUCCUGGAUUUCUCCCCACUGAAGGAUCCCAUCUUCAGCAUUUUCACCUGGUCUUUUUUUUUCAGCCACUUGGCCUAUUUUGUGCCCAUCUUCCACCUGGUGCCCAGAGCCAGGACCCUGGGGAUCAGCAGCAUGGAUGCCUCUUACCUCAUCUCAGUGGCUGGCAUCACAGAGAUGCUGAGCCAGCUGCUCUCAGGCUGGGUAGCUGACCAGAACUGGACCAAGAAGUAUCACUACCACAUGGCUUACCUUGUCCUCAGUGGCAUCACCAACCUGCUGUGUCCUCUGGCCACCACCUUCUCCUCACUCCUCACCUACUCCGUGGUCUUUGCCAUCUUCUGUGGGGGCUUCAUGGCUCUGGUCCUCCCUGUGCUGGUGGAUCUGGUGGGUGUGGAAAAGCUCCACAGCUACUUGGGUUUUGCUGCCUUCUUUGCUGGGAUUGCAGCUAUCAGUGGACCUCCCCUGGCAGGGUGGCUCUAUGACUACACCCAGACCUACGCCUGCUCUUUCCUCUUUGCUGGAGCCUGUGCUCUCAUCUCACCACUUGCUUUCUUCUUGGAGCCUUUGGUCCAGAAAUGGAAGCUAAAAAAAGCCAACCUGGACAAAGGACCCUGCAGCUGA
Chaetura pelagica (chimney swift) is the source of this 1523-nucleotide messenger RNA. It is a transcript of the gene SLC16A4, whose product is annotated as solute carrier family 16, member 4. The annotation marks the transcript as partial. Lineage: Eukaryota; Metazoa; Chordata; Aves; Apodiformes; Apodidae. The record is from RefSeq and is a predicted model, not a curated record. The transcript has 8 exons. Gene Ontology annotation, biological process: monocarboxylic acid transport; transmembrane transport. Gene Ontology annotation, molecular function: monocarboxylic acid transmembrane transporter activity.